AGCCUGGCCCAGAUCUAGUUUGUCACCGUUAUUUCUGAGGCGCAUGCGCGCUGCUACCUGUGCUUCCUGAAUAAAGGAAAGAAAGGACUAGCCUACCUGUGUUGCCUCUGACAAACCUCUGAAUUCACCGUGUUGUGUUGGGUGGCUGUGAAUCGGAAUAGUUCUCAGCGGUCUACCUGACAAACUCCGAGGAUAGAACGUCGCCUGAAGGUACGGGCACACCUGAACAAGCGAACUCACCUGCAGAGACGCUACCGGGGCUGUUUACGUGGAGUGUGGGCUUGGAGAAAAACAACGGAGAAAAAGAGAAAGAAAACGGGAUAGGUAGAAGACAGAAACUACACAGCUACAAAGUUUGUUGUUAAGGUGGAGAAGGAGGGAGGAGUACGCGAAGAAGGAGAGAGGGGAACAAUCCCCACGGUUUAUUUUUUUCCAGCGGGAAGUUUUUUUUUCUCACGAGUUUACCUAGAGUAUAUUGAUUAGACGAAGGCGACAGAUUAACCGUAAAAACCGACCAUGCCGCGAGCCUUCCUUGUAAAGAAGGCGAGAUACUCUCCCGGUAAGCGGAACUGGAGCGAGCUGCCAGACCACGAGCGCGGGUACGUCUAUAUCCCAGUGUCUGCAUUCCCCUUAUUGGAGGAGACUGAAGCCAGCCCAGCAGAGACCGCUCUCUGCCUCUCCACGACGACACGCUACGAGUUCACCAACCUGCGUGACGAGCACAGCGGGAUGACCCCGAGAGCGGAGCUGCCCUCGUGCACGUUGCUGGGUCGGGGGUUAGAGGUCAAGAGGAGGGCACAGAGCAGCACCUACGUCCGCUCCAAAAUCAAGGUGACUACAGGUGAGCUACCCAGUGAGAUUCCAAUACCUCCCCAGCCUGCCGUCCCCGAAAUCACCACCACACCUGUUGCCUUGACGACAUCCGCUACUGCCCCGGUCUCCACAGUAACGAAGUCAGGGACAGGUGCUCAGGCGUCGUUCGUGUGCCAGGUGUGUCAGAAGGUGUUCCAGUACCAGAGGAUGUUGAACCGACACCUGAAGUGUCACAGUGAUACUAAGAGACACCUGUGUAACCACUGUGGUAAAGGGUUCAACGACACCUUCGACCUGAAGAGACACGUCAGAACACACACAGGAGUGCGUCCCUACAAGUGCUCUCUGUGUGACAAGGCCUUCACCCAGCGCUGCUCUCUAGAGUCUCACAUGAAGAAGAUCCACGGUGUGACCCUGCAGUACGCCUAUAAGGAGAGACGCAACAAACUCUACGUCUGUGAGGAGUGUGGCCACACCGCCUCUUCCCAGGGUGCACUGCUCAAACACUACCACGCCCUCCACCCCAACUCCGCCUUCCUGAGGGCGAAGGGGGGAGAGGGGAGGGGGGUGAGGAGUCAAUGCCUGGGUCGCCGUAUUUUCGAACAGUCAAUAUAGUGAUGAUACUACAGGAUCA
Molecule: messenger RNA, 1447 nt
Organism: Oncorhynchus kisutch (coho salmon)
Lineage: Eukaryota; Metazoa; Chordata; Actinopteri; Salmoniformes; Salmonidae
Gene: ovol1a
Product: ovo-like zinc finger 1a
Exons: 5
Coding region: 517-1428 (303 amino acids)
Biological process (GO): epidermal cell differentiation; regulation of transcription by RNA polymerase II
Cellular component (GO): nucleus
Molecular function (GO): DNA-binding transcription factor activity, RNA polymerase II-specific; RNA polymerase II cis-regulatory region sequence-specific DNA binding
Source: RefSeq, a predicted model, not a curated record